Messenger RNA from Sporisorium graminicola, 3651 nucleotides. RefSeq lists its product as uncharacterized. Bases 1 to 3651 code for a protein of 1216 amino acids. Gene Ontology annotation, cellular component: Lid2 complex. Lineage: Eukaryota; Fungi; Basidiomycota; Ustilaginomycetes; Ustilaginales; Ustilaginaceae. The record is from RefSeq and is a predicted model, not a curated record. The transcript has a single exon. Gene Ontology annotation, molecular function: sequence-specific DNA binding; zinc ion binding; chromatin binding. Gene Ontology annotation, biological process: histone catabolic process.
AUGGCCUCUUCCUCCUUGGCUGCUACUGGCUUGACCGCCUCCAAAUCCGGUCUCCAGCAGCAACAGCAGCAGCAGGCACUUCUAGAUGCUUCGGUCCCUUCCACGUCCACCGCCAAGUCGGCAGCGCCUGUCACUCGCGUUGCCAUCAGGGAUGGAAAGAUGGUCGGCAUCAACGACCAUAUCUAUCUCUCUCCUGCGUGGGCACCUGGCGCUGGCGAGCCCUACAUGAUAGCAAGGGUCAUGGAGUUUGUCACCGCCGCCUCGUCUCGAAGUGGUGCAGCCGCCCUGGCAAGCUCCUCCGGCACCUUGCAGGUACGAGCCAAUGUCUUUUUGCGCAUGCGUGACAUCAGCCUUCGCAGUACCAAUGACCCUCGCCUGCUCGUUGCCACCAUGCACUCUGACGUCUUCAGCCUAGAAAACGUGCGUGGCAUCUGCGAAGUCCGUCAUCGAGACUUGAUAGGUAACGGCACAGCUCCCGACGUAACCCAGUGGAAGAAGAAAGAGGAUCACUUCUACUACCAUCAGCUCUACGACCGCUACAUUCACCGCUUCUACGACGUCAUCCCGACGGAAAAGGUGCAGAACGCACCGCCCGAGGUGCUCACCACGCUCCGUACACGCUAUUCCUUUGUCGUCGCCGAGGCCGGCAUGAUCAACGACCUAACCGACGCUCUCCGAGGGUGCGCCGUCUGCCAUCGAUGGGCUUCCGGACCCGAAUCGGUUCGCUGCGACACGUGCAAGAAGUUCUUCCACAUGAAGUGCCUCAACCCACCGCUUCUUUCCAAGCCCGCCAAAGGAUACAGCUGGACCUGCGCUCCCUGUUCCCGAAGACACGAGCAGGACGUCGAGCUCACCCUGCAGACCGGAGGUCAGCUCAUGUCGGCCUCUCCCAGCACCAACGGUUCUGGCUCCAGCACUUCCAAUCCUCAAGCCCGUCAUCAAAUCACCAUCGCUGCCAACAACAGAGGUCGGGGUGCCCCGCGUGGCAGAGGACGACAAUCCCUUCCUCGGAGAGGCACCACAGGCAGAGGCGACGAGAUCGCUUCAGCCAGCCACACACCCGACGGCAGCCCUGCGCCAGAAAAGACGAGCGACGACCUCCGCGGCACGCGCUGCUUCAACCGCUGGCCAUAUCGAUACUUUGGACAACACACCAAUGCCAUGGACGUGCUUGAUCCACACGACUCGGUCUAUCCCAUUGCUACCACCCGACUCGGUCCCAAGUACCAGGCCUCUCUUCCGACGUGGGAAGAGCAGAAGGAAGCAGGUCUUGGGGUCCACUGCCGCACCAAGGAGAAAGCCAAGGAGGAUGAAACUGCAGCUGCGACAGGCGACGAUGCCGCAGCUGGCUCCACGGCAGCAAGCACAAGCCACUCAGGAGCUGCAACAAGCAACUCUCACAAGAAAAAGGGUCGGCCUUUCAAGCGCAAGCGGGACGCCGUCGAAAGAUCCGAUACUCCAACGACAGGCAGCAGCACACCAGCAGCUGCGCCCAUACCGCUACCCUCUGAUCCUCCCGAGUUUGAGCGAGGUGGCGAUGAAAGCGUCGAACCCAUCUUCCUGCCUUCGGUCUCAAAAACCGAGCAGGUGCUCAAAGCAUACUUGCAAGCUGUGCAAGCGCAUUUCAAGACGGUACCGCCUUACCACGUUGAUCUGCUCAAUCGCUCGCUGGCAACCUUUACCGAAAAGGAGGGAGACCCUGUGCAGGCGCUCAUGUCCAUGUCCGCAAGCACCAACAAGCAGCUCCGGAUUGACCACUGGACCUCCAAGGAAGCCAAGCAGUUCGAGUCGGGUAUUGCGCAGGUCAACUCGGAUAUGAAGCAGUUGAAAAAGUUCAUCCCCACCAAAAAGGUAUCGGACAUCGUGCGGUACUUUGUUAUUUGGAAGAUGGCGCGGAUCAAGGCGGAUCUCGAGGCGUCGCGACCGCAGCCGCUGCCGCAGCCGCAGCAAGUCAAACCAACGUCGACCAGCUCGAAGAGGGACAAGGCGAAUGGAGCUGCUCGAACUGCGUCCACCGUUACUACUUCUGCAGCUCCCAAGCCGACCACUUCGCGCGCGGUCUCGCCCUCGCUCUCGGUGUAUGGAGAUGAUGCUCCCUCAGGCCCGUCGACAACGUGCGCCAUGUGCUCGACGACUUCGAGCAGGAUUUGGUACAAGGGUCCCGCUUCACUGGCCAACCGGGUACUGUGCGUCAGUUGUGGUAUCCACUGGCGCAAGUAUGCUGCUGAAACGUUCAACCCUGACCUUGUGUCUGUCAACACACGCAAUAAGUCUGCUGCUGCUGCUGCCGCCUCGGGUGCGUCUGAGGACGGUCUCGGUGUUGCACCGCCCUCCAAGCUGGCACGUAUGUCGCGCGACGGCAAAGGAUCUACGCCAGCCACGAGCCCAGCACCUGUGGCUCCUCCACCGGUGCCCAAACCCGAGCCGCUCAAGUGCGUCAUGUGCAAGCGCAUCGAGCCCAAGAAGAAGCUCGCGCAGUGCCGGCAGUGUUCGCUCAGCGUGCAUCAGGGCUGUUACGGUUUGACGGACCAGGAGAUCGAGAUGGAUGCGUGGCUGUGCGAUCCGUGCAACAACGAAAAGGCGCAAGAGGCGGCUCUGCUACCGAGAUGCAUUCUGUGCUCGCCCACAGCUCAGCAGGAUGCCGCGGCGAAUUCGGCCAAGCACGCUGCGGCGGCUGCAGGUGGGGGAGAAGGCAAAGCGAGAGGACGUCCGAAGGCGUCUGCUGUUGCUGCGGCGGCUGCAGCUGCGGCCGAGGAAGGGAUCAAGAAAGAAGCAGGCGCCGGUGGUGCUGUGGCGUCUCACGUCGUCAAAGCACCCCUGGGAGCGUUGGAUGCGUUCAAGCCGACCGAGUGCAACAAUUGGGCGCACGUGCUGUGCUCGGUGUUCAUGCCCGAAGUGGUGUUCUCGGACACGACGCGGCUGAAGACGGUCGAGUCGUGUGGCAAUCUGCCGACAUGGAGGUACGAAGCCCUGUGCUGUAUCUGCACCGUCCCGCGCGGAGCCUGCGUGACAUGUUCGGAGGCGAGCUGUCGCAAAACGUUCCACGUUAGCUGCGCGCACAACCAGCAGCCCGGCUUCACGCUGGCAUUCGAAAUCAUCCCCGUCAAGAGCACGCGGCGCGAGAUCAUCUCGACGCUCACAUUCAAAGGCGAAACCGGCCAUAUGGUGCCGCAGAUCUGGUGCCGCGAGCACAAGGAGGUGGCCAAGUCCAAAAAGCUGUAUGACCUGGCCGAGGUCGACCCCAAGACAGGUCUGACGAGUCUGCAGAUGUUCGUACGCGCGAACAAGCACCUCAGCUUGGCGGCUAACGGCACGCUGGUGGGAGGAGAUACAAGCUAUGCCCUGCUCAGGAGGGCCAAACGGUACGACUCGUUAAUGGCCGAUGUCACGCUAUUGGGGAACAAGAGUCUGACCGGAUCCGUAACACCUGAUGCCACCGUUGCUGCUGCUGCUGCUGCGAAGGCGGGGGUCAGCAAGGUGAAAUGCUGCGCUGGUUGCAAUACGCGAUUCUCGCCGUUCUGGUGGUCCCUCCCGGACGAGGCGCGGGUCAAGGCUGAAGCGGGGACAGACACGGCGCCCGUCAAAGGGACAACCUCGCUGUGCUGCAACUUUUGCAAGGAGUCGAGAUUCAAACAUCUGUUCGUCGAGUAG